CUGGAGAGUGGUGGAGUCAGAAUUUGAAUCCAGGUUUAAAGAAUCCAGUGCCGGCACUCUGCACCUAUUUCGCUCUAGACACUCAUUUCCCCUAAGGAUCAGAGAAACUCAAAAUAGGCCCCUUGUCGUCUCCGUAAGUCCGCAAGGUCCUGCCGGUUCCCAGUGAGCAGGGCACCGGCAAAUACAGUCUGCGACCGCGAGACGUAAAGGGAGGAAUGCUCCUCGGCGCCCCUCCCCAGUCUAUCCUAAAGUCAAGAACGUCCGAGCCCGCCUUUCUCCGGGGGCGGGCUGCACUAAAACAGUAAAAUCCCCCAUUCCCCAUCAGCGGUCGACUGGGGGCUCUCCCGAAGCGGCAGCUCUAUAGGACCACUCUUCUACCCCAAGAUCCCUCGGCUUCGGCCCCCUCGGUGCCAGGGUUUGCGGGGCCCCACGCUCAAAGUCUCAGGCUGGGGUCGACAACUGCAGAGAGGGUCGGGAUAGGAAAUUGCGGGUAGCGGCAGAUGCGGGUCCCCAGGCAUCCCGGAGGUUCCCACAGGUCUGCAGUGGGCCUACUUUGCGAAAAGGGCCCAGCUGCGGCGAGCCUCGUUCAAAUCAGAUGCCAGACAGUGUUUCUUCGGAUCCAUCCAAAUAGGUCCCUAAUUUCUCCUUGUGGGAGCCCUGGGCCUCCUUCCAGGCCGGAACCCAAGUGUUUAGGCAGCUGGGAAAGACCGGCCCCCUUUUUCAGUUCUCUCGCGACCUCUAGCCACUUCCGGUUGCUAACGGUUCCCAAGCAGCCCACGAAAACGCUACGUGAACUGGGCCCUGGGCCAGAGGCAGAAAACGGACGGAAGAAAAGGUCUGGCCGGGCUCCUCUACUAAUGCCUCUGGGAGACAGCUUCAUACUGCCAGCACCAGGAGGGGAGAGGAGAAGAAAGGAAGUCUUCUCUCCAUGCCCUCCUGGGGCCCAUCUUGGUGUUGUGUGUGGUGAAGGGGGGACGAAUCUGGGGUCUCAGUCGCAGCCUCCUCUUGCAGCUGCCACCUUCAUCCCCGAAAUCCUGUUCCUAACAAUCAAUAGGAACCCUGAGAAAAGUUAGAGGUGUGAAGUCUGCACAUAACCCUGGGUCACAAACUCGGUCCCGGACACCACAGGACACUCACUCACCCGGGACACACAUCCUGGCCGGAAGAUGGGCGUGUACCGGGGCUCCUGCUGCUUCCGGCCCCUCUAGGAAGAGGCUCUCCGUGGUGUUCUCGCGCACCCCGUAUUGGGAGGGAGCCGCCGCGGGGUUUAAGGGUGCAGUCGGUUCCUAGCCUAGCGGGUGGCAGCUCCCUCCAUGAUUUUGAAAUGUUGAUGCAUUAACCUUCUAGAAGGGUGCUAGGUCUCCCUCUUUCCCCCGCCACCAACUUUAGAGUUGUGGUGUACAAGCACUAUCUUUUCUGAUGUUAUAUUCCAUAGGAAUAUUUUCAGUGACAUAAUCAAGUUUAAGCGUUAAGAACUAGGGCCCUGGAAUAAAAUGCGUUAAAAUCUUGGUUCUACCACUUACUAUGUGAUCUUUAGCAAGAUAGUUAACUUCAUUACUGCUGAGUUUUCUCACCUAUAAAAUGUGAAAAAUAAUAACCGUUACAGAAUGAAGUAGGACAUACUAGUACAGUGCCUGUAAAAAACUGUGGGCUCAACAUUACCUUAAAAAACAAACCAAAUAUUGUGUUACUUAGAUCCUGUCAGGACAUUUUUAAAGUCAUUGAAAGUAAAUGCUAUCUCUUACAAAGCC
Molecule: messenger RNA, 1751 nt
Organism: Mandrillus leucophaeus (drill)
Lineage: Eukaryota; Metazoa; Chordata; Mammalia; Primates; Cercopithecidae
Exons: 2
Coding region: 501-1073 (190 amino acids)
Source: RefSeq, a predicted model, not a curated record